AUGCUGGCCCCUCAUGUUUGCCUCAUUGGGACUCUCGGGUUUCUGGUAUAUUUUUCCUUGGGGGACGGGUCUACCAAUGGAAUCGGUGGCGGCAUAUUGCAGGACCCCCAGCAACCGGGUGGACAAAAAUAUGGUCCGCUCGUUCGCAUCGGCCUCAAGUGGGUGCUGUGCGGUGAUCCCGCUGAGAUCCGCCGAAUAUGGGGAAUGAAUUCGGGCUAUCACCGCUCGGAUUGGUACAAGGCUGUCCGUCUGAACAGCGAGGUGGAUAAUAAAGCCUUGCGGCCAUGCGAUCUAGCUCGAACGAUGCAGUACCUGACGCAGGAUGUCAUCACGGCCGUCGGAUUUGGGAAGCCAGCGGGCUGCUUGGAGGCGAAUAGCGAUAUGUACGGGAUCUUGGAAACGUCCGAAGCUCUCUACAGACCCAUCCAUAUGAUCACCCUGCUCCCGACCCUCAGGAAGAUCCUCGAAAGCCGUCCGCUGAACCCAUUUCACCCCAAGCCCCAUGAUGGGAGCGGAGUUGGCCGUUUCCUCGGCUACAUCAAGGACCUUGUUGACGAGCGAUACGACGACCUAAAAGCUAAUCAUACCGAUAUCCUCCAGUCCUUCAUCAAGCCCGGUUUGAACAGACCCCAAGUCGAGUCCGAAGCGCUUGUGACCGUCUUUGGCGGCACAGAUACCACGUCCACUGCCCUGAGGAAUAUUAUAUUUUAUCUGUCGACCACCCCUCGUGCAUACCGCGCACUUCAAUCCGAGAUUGACGGUGCUGUAAAGACCAUGACACGCCCAGUGAUCAGAGACGCCGAGGCCAAAGCCCUUCCCUACCUCCAGGCAUGGAUGUGA
Aspergillus clavatus NRRL 1 is the source of this 840-nucleotide messenger RNA. RefSeq lists its product as uncharacterized. Gene Ontology annotation, molecular function: heme binding; iron ion binding; oxidoreductase activity, acting on paired donors, with incorporation or reduction of molecular oxygen. Lineage: Eukaryota; Fungi; Ascomycota; Eurotiomycetes; Eurotiales; Aspergillaceae. Bases 1 to 840 code for a protein of 279 amino acids. The transcript has 4 exons. The record is from RefSeq and is a predicted model, not a curated record.